CAUUCAUCUACUCUUACCCUCUUUAGUUGUUGAGUACUUAUAAUAAACUUAUAAUAUGUUAAAGAUAUGUACUGAAUAAGAAGACAACAGGAGAUGCGUUGUAUUAAAUUGCUCUACGCACUAACUGAUCUGUUUACCCCAAUUGAUGUAGACAGAUUAAAUCCACAUAACCUGAUCACACCAUGAGCGUAAGUGAGUGUCAGUGCAGGCAGAGAUUAGCAUAAGCGUUGUCUAAACCAUAUUCUGCUGAGCAGUCAAAUAUGCUAAUCUAUAAUCUGUCCUAUAAAUGCACUUAAACGGAGUGUGCUCAAUUUCCUAGACCAAACAAACCAACUGCGAGAAACAAACCAGCGAUCAUGAACGGCACUGAGGGACCGGACUUUUACGUUCCCAUGUCCAAUGCGACUGGCAUGGUGCGCAGCCCUUACGAGUACCCACAGUUCUACCUGGCAUCGCGAGGGGCGUAUUACUGUGUCGCCGCAUACAUGUUCUUCCUCAUCGUUACCUGCACCCCCAUCAAUGGCCUCACACUGUAUGUGACCAUUGAAAACACAAAGCUGCGGACACCGCUGAACUACAUCCUUCUGAACUUAGCUGUGGCCGAUCUCUUUAUGGUGUUUGGUGGAUUCACAACGACCUUCUACACCUCCUUACAUGGAUAUUUUGUCCUAGGACGUGCUGGUUGCAACAUGGAGGGCCUCUUCGCUACGCUCGGCGGUGAGAUUGCGCUCUGGUCUCUGGUUGUCUUGGCUGUUGAGAGAUGGGUGGUCGUCUGCAAGCCCUUCACCAAAUUUCGCUUCAGGCAACUCCACGCCACCAUCGGUGUUGCCUUCUCUUGGACAAUGGCCUGUUCGUGUGCCGUACCGCCUCUAAUCGGAUGGUCCCGCUACAUUCCUGAGGGCUUGCAGUGUUCGUGUGGAGUGGAUUAUUACACGUUGAAUCCUGAGACUGAAAAUGAGUCUUUUGUUAUCUACAUGUUCCUUGUGCAUUUCACAAUCCCUCUGACCAUCAUUUCUUUCUGCUACGGCCGUCUGCUCUGCGCUGUCAAGGUAGCAGCCGCCCAGCAGCAAGAAUCUGAAACUACUCAGAGGGCCGAGCGAGAAGUUACCAGAAUGGUAAUCCUCAUGGUCAUCGCUUUCCUAAUAUGUUGGGUCCCCUACGCUAGCGUCGCCUGGUAUAUCUUCACCCACCAGGGGAGUCAGUUCAGCCCCAUUUUCAUGACCAUCCCGGCAUUCUUUGCCAAGAGCUCGGCGCUCUACAACCCGCUCAUUUACGUCAUGAUGAAUAAGCAGUUCCGUCACUCCAUGAUGUUAAUAGUCUGUUCAGGAAAGGAUCCUUUCCAGGAUGAGGAGGAAGUAAGUUCCACCUCAAAGUCCAAGACAGAGACCUCAUCCGUCUCCUCCGGCUCUGAAUCUUCUGCCUGA
Messenger RNA from Megalobrama amblycephala (Wuchang bream), 1424 nucleotides. It is a transcript of the gene rhol, whose product is annotated as rhodopsin, like. Gene Ontology annotation, molecular function: G protein-coupled receptor activity. The record is from RefSeq and is a predicted model, not a curated record. The coding region runs from base 357 to 1424 and encodes 355 amino acids. NCBI's taxonomy places the organism in Eukaryota, Metazoa, Chordata, Actinopteri, Cypriniformes, Xenocyprididae. Gene Ontology annotation, cellular component: membrane; photoreceptor outer segment. Gene Ontology annotation, biological process: phototransduction; visual perception; G protein-coupled receptor signaling pathway. The transcript has a single exon.